AUGGAGAUUAAUCCACGAAAUGAUUCGAGAAGAGGAGGAGGAGGAGGAAACUGUAUACAUUCGAUUGAUUCGCACUCAUUUCAAGGACUACUAUUACUUUUCAUACUUGAUGUUUUUCUAUUUACUUUGAAAUCCUGGAUACUAUUCACAGCAUUAUGUUGGAAACUAAACACACACGUGUGCAAUUCACACUGGCUCACUUUGAAAGCAAAUCAAUCUUAUCUCCCACGAGAUAUUUCGCUUUUUAUCCAAACCAUUUUCUUUACUCCGCAAGAUAAAUCAUUAACUUUCAAUUGA
Molecule: messenger RNA, 297 nt
Organism: Adineta ricciae
Lineage: Eukaryota; Metazoa; Rotifera; Eurotatoria; Adinetida; Adinetidae
Source: the annotation of a GenBank genome assembly